This is a messenger RNA of Oncorhynchus mykiss (rainbow trout), 2909 nucleotides long. Lineage: Eukaryota; Metazoa; Chordata; Actinopteri; Salmoniformes; Salmonidae. The record is from RefSeq and is a predicted model, not a curated record.
GCUCAAACUCCGCCCACUUUCAUUUCAGAGCAGGAUCAGGAGAAUUGUAAGAUCCUUCUUUCUUAGCACAACAAACAGCUGUUUUCCACGUUUCUUUUCGGUUUUGUUGGAUCCCUGGUUUUCUCCAUCCCUUUUUAACUGAACAGCGCAACAUCUGUUGAGAACUUUAUUUUGGAUAGAAUUCGGUCGGGACUGACAGGUCUUGACAGAGAUCACUAGCAUAGGUUGAUACAAUGUACAAAUGCUGGGGAGUUUUCGUCUUGUACUAUUUCGUUUCAUUCGUAGCUACACAGCCUGAAACAGAGCUCCCAUCACCAAGAAAUGUGACUUUCUCUUGGACGAACGAGUUCUGCUGGGAGCUUUCAUGGAGUCUACUGGAGAAUGUUGAUAGUCAGAGAUGUAAAUACCAUAUCAAUAUAUCAAGGAUAGGCAAGAAUAACAUAAUCAGGAGGAAGAAGGAAACACGGUUAGAGGAGUGUUUUCCUCUGAUGGGAGGUGUGCGUUUCUUCAUACAAACUCAGUGUAACAAGACACAGAUGAGUCAAACUGUAGUUCACACCAUCCCUGCCCCCACAGAGUUGGUGACGAACUUCAAAUGUUUUCUCUACACCUCUAAGGCCAUGAACUGCAGCUGGCUCCUAGCCAAUCAGGUCCCAGAAGACCUUCAGCUUUACUACGGGUUAAAAAAUAUGAGUAAGGUAUCGGAAUGCAAUGAGUACCUGUACAACGGCAAUCAGAGGACAGGAUGUCAUCUGAGAGGAGACUCCCACACGCGGAUCUUCUUCCAGGUCAAUGGGACUCUCAACGGUUCAUCGGUACGGAAUACCUUCGAAGUGAAUCCUCAGGACCAUGUGGUGCAGCCUAUACCUCUUGAUUUGAAGAUCACAGAGGAAGGGAGCAACCUCAAUAUUAGCUGGAUUUCACCAGACAUAAGACAUCCACACUGUUGGAAGUACGUCAUCAACUAUACCAGAUGUAAAAUACCUGAGAGUAUGUCCUUAGAAGACAAGACUUGGAUCAUGGUGAACUAUGACCCUCACUGUCAGUAUCGUGUUCGCAUUAAGCCCAUCUUUUUACAAUUGUGUGGUAUGGGAGAGGGUGACUGGACUGAGGAGGAAAUAUAUGGUAAAGAUGGGAAUCGGGAUUGGCACCUGCAUGUUGCAGCCGUCUUCAUUUCAGUCAUGGCGGUUAUAGUUUCCAUCCUGGUUUGUUUUUGUAUAAGGAAACACAAGGACAAGAUCCUCCCCAAAGUUCCCAAGCCAACCAACCUCAUCAGUGAUAUGUUCAACAACAACAAUGAGAUGAGCAUUAAUGAGAACCUCUACAUCCCAGCACAAGAGGAAGUAGACUGUAAGAUCACCCUAGUACAAUCCCCUCUUCCUCAGCAGCCAGAGUCAUGAGAAACAUGAAUAUACAGUGAACCUGUGGACAAGCUGGUAGUGGCCCAGCAGACUGGGAGGACCUCAGUGUUUUAACCUUGUGUGGUGGUGGCUUUUUGACUCAACAUGGGAUACUUUGAGAUUUAACAACAGUAACUGGGAUCCCCGGACUGUCCCAGGACCACUCUUCACAUUUCCUGAAUUUUUUUUAAUGACAAGACCCGGGAAACUACAACAUUUCCCACCAAUGUUGCACUAAUGCAAUUCCACAAAAUACACACGCGCAGCAGCAAAUUAGCUAAAAAUAAAAUGGCACAUUAUCCAAACAGGUAAGCUUUUACCUUAGCUUAUUUACUUCACACAAAGUCUCCAUAAAUUCAAAGCACACACAUACUUGACACUGCCUGACUGCACACGAGAAACAAAUGCGAUUUACAGUUAUCAUCAGAACUCAAAAUUCGAUCCCGGUCCGACCCGAGCCUGGUGAGAUGAAGUCGGAGCCCAGGCCUAGUCCGACAUCACAGAAAUAAAAUAGCCCGAAUGCGAAAAAAAGCAAGAUUUCUGGAAAACAGUAGGCUAUGUUGAUUUAAACUGGUGUUGAGAACAAAAUGGCGGAGGUGGACGGUAGCGGAGUGAGGAGACGAGGAAACGGACAUUGGGCCAGAAAAAGCACAGAGAGAGGAAAACUCACCUUAUUAUGAUCAUCUGAAUGAUGAAAAUAUUGUAAAAAGGUAUUCUAAUGCAAUUGAAGGCAUGUAUCAAAUUCAUGCUUAUACUGAAACUCCCAAAGUCAUAUCCAACCGUUAUACUAAUUUAAAGCAAUAGUUGUGUGUGGUCACGUAGAUUAUAAUUUCAGCACCGUUUUGACCGGGCCAGCGCCAUCACGCUGCUUUGAGACAAGCUUAGGGGACUCGUCUAGAUAAAUCAAUGUCACAUUUUUGUUUUCACUGAAUCUCCAUUUGGAUAUUUGGUAACCAUUAGGCUACGUUGUAGUGUGCUAAUGAUAAUCUUUUUUUUUCUCUAUUUUGCUCUAUUUUGCUCUUCACUUGCGUAGUAGUUUGUCCUACUCCCAACCAAAAACCUGUGACAUAUCUGAUAAUCAAUCAAUGUGAUUUUGUUUCACUGAAUCUCUGUCUAUAUAUUUGGUCAAUUGCUCUCUGGCUGUGCAAGUGGAAAUGGUAGCUCAUUUAUUCAUUUGCUCAUCUAUCUUUGAUCAGAAACAUUUAGCAUGCAAUAAUUUAGCCCAAAUCAAAUGUAUUAUUUUUCUAUUGACUCACUAGCCUUUAAAUAAAGGCUAUUUACCUAUCGUCCCAAUCCCAAGGAAACCCAAAAUCCUUCAUUGUAAUCCAUAGGUUGCUGUAUCAGAGCACGGCUCGCCUAUGCUUAUCAAAAUACAGCUAGAACAUUUCCCCCGCCUCUCUGCACUGUCUCGUAUUGCUGCCCUAAUGAGAGCUUCAAUAGAGCUUCAAUAUCAAUGAGAGCUUCAAUAUCAAUAAAGAUAUCAAUAAAGAUGUGUUCAUUAAACUUUGA